Messenger RNA from Synchiropus splendidus (mandarinfish), 2733 nucleotides. RefSeq names its product THAP domain containing 12b (gene thap12b). Lineage: Eukaryota; Metazoa; Chordata; Actinopteri; Syngnathiformes; Callionymidae. The record is from RefSeq and is a predicted model, not a curated record. The transcript is spliced from 5 exons. The coding region runs from base 217 to 2496 and encodes 759 amino acids.
AGCAUAGUCGGUGACGCGACCUGUUCUGCGCUUCACAUUUAGUUGUGUCGAUGCUUGGAAUUAAAAAAUAUCUAUUAAAGUUUGGCGUUCACUCACAGUCGAUUUAAACUUAAAACAGCAUUCGAAGGUGAGGAACUUGCCUUUUCCCCUAGAGACCAUUGGGGGCGGGCUUCUCUCGUGAGCUUCGAAUGCUAAGCUAACGAGCUAGCGCGAACCAUGCCCAAUUUUUGCGCGGCUCCCAACUGCACACGGAAGAGCACCCAGUCGGACUUGGCCUUCUUUCGGUUCCCCAGAGACCCCGAGAGGUGCCGAAUAUGGGUGGAGAACUGUCGCCGUGCGGAUCUGGAGGAGAAAACCUCGGACCAGUUAAAUAAGCACUAUCGUUUAUGUGCGAAGCACUUCGACCCAGCAAUGGUGUACAAAACUAGCCCUUACCGGACUGUUUUGAAGGACAGUGCCAUUCCCACUAUCUUUGACCUGACCAGCCACCUACAGAAUCCCAACCUAAGACAUCGCAAGCGGGUCAAAGAGCUAACUGAAGAGGACAUUGAAAAGAUCAAACAGAGGAGAUUGGCUUCUCAGAAAAAAGAAGAAGCCGUCGUCGAAGACAAGACGGUGGAGGAUGCUGCACCACAAAUGUCCACCGAGGAAAAAGAGUUCCGGGAGUAUCUCAAGUCUUUGUUUGAGGUGGUGGUGAUGUUAGGGAAGCAGGGCAUCCCACUAGAGGGCAGCGACAUGUCCAGCAACUUCCAGGCGCUGGUGAACUACCGGCUGAACUCGGGAGACGAAGCUUUGAGGAGGCGGUUCCGAGGGACGCCUGUGAAUGCAGAGUAUCUGUCGGCCAUGCAGCUUGGGCAGCUGCUGGACGUGUGCGAGAACACAGUGAGGGAGGAGAUGAUCAUGGAGGUGAGAGAGAGCCGCUUCUUCUCCAUCAUCACGGGAGACAUUGUGGACUUCGACCAAGAGAAGUACCUGCCGCUGUUUGUGCGCUUCGUGGAUCAGCAAAACGCCGUGCGAGAGGAGUUCCUGGAUUUCCUGCUGUUCGACGGCGACGAAGUGGCGCUGGUGGAGAGGUUGGAGGCCCAGAUGACCGAGCGUUGGGGUCUCAGCAUGGAGGACUGCCGCGGUCAAUCCCACAAGGUCACCGGGACCUCCACCACCAAGAUGAAAGCCGUGGCUGUUCUGCUGAACAUGAAGUACCCGCUGGCGCUGCACACGCCCUACUCUGACAUGGCCCUGAACAUCCAGCUGGCCAACAGUCUUCCCUACUCCAUUGUGCAGGUGGUCUGUGAGACCCUCAGGAGGGUGGCUGCCUUUUAUAAAACUCCCUUUACCCAGGAGGAGCUGGAGAAGGCCGUCGCCAGCCACUAUCAGAAGAAUGAAGAGAAGGCUGAGGCUCUGACUCAGGCCAGUCGCUCCAACUGGACGGAGCAGCACAAUGUCUUCGACGUGCUCCUGGAGAUGUUGCCGCCGCUGCUGCUCUGCAUGGACGCGGUUGUGCUCAACACCGAGGGGAAGUUCCAGGAGAAGCAGACGUCCGACGCCUACUCUAUCGCGGAAACACUGGCCGAGUUCGAGGUCGUCGUCACCGUGGUCAUCCUGAAAAACAUUCUCAUGUUCACCAGAGCCUUUGGCCGGAACCUCCAAGGCGAGUCGCUGGACACCUUCUGCGCCGCCAACAGUCUGACCGCAGUACUGCAUUCGCUGAACGAGGUUAAUGACAACAUCGAUGUCUACCACGAGUUCUGGUAUGAAGAAGCGCUGAGCGUCGCCGCCGUCAUGGGAAUCCCCGCCAAGAUCCCACGCCUCUUCCUGCGCAAGCAAUCGGCCGGCGAGGUGGGAGAGGUCCAGGCUGAGCAGUACUUCAAGGAGUAUGUGACGGUGCCGGUGAUCCACAGCGUCAUACAGGAGCUGGAGGACAUGUUCUUUGAGAACAACCUCAAACCUCUCAAGUGCCUCUCUCUGGUCCCGGCCAUCAUGGGCCAGAUGAAGUUCAACACCUCUGAGGAGAACUAUGCUGAAAUCUACCAGGGAGACCUGCACAAAGCGGAAACGCUGUCUGCCGAGCUGCACUGCUGGAGGAUCAAGUGGAAGCACCGGGGCAAAGAGGUCCGCCUGCCCACCACCAUCCACGAGACCCUGCAGCUCCAGGACGUCAAGUUCUUCCCCAACGUCAAUUGCCUGCUCAAGCUGAUCUCCACGCUGCCGGUGUUGAAGCUGGAGCAGCAGAGAGGCGACAAGGCGAGCGAGCGGCUCCAGGCGUACCUGGACAGUGUGGCCUCCCGGCAGUGGAACAGGAGCUUGGCUGUGCUCAACGUCAACACUCACGUCAAACACGACCUGGAGGUCAUGGUGGACAAGUACUGCAGGCUUUACUCUGAGGAAGAACCUGAACCUGAACCUGAACCUGAGCCUGAGCCUGUGUCAGAAGAAGUGGCAGGUGACGCUGCAGCUCAGUCACAAACCCCUGAAAACCCCUCUUCAGCUCAACUUUAAUCAUAUCCAGCUUUGUUUCCGUCUUCUGAGUUACGUGUGCGUUGUAUGUGCACCUUUUUUAGUGAGAAAAAAUGACGUUCAGCUAAAUAAAUGUGGGUUCCCCUGAUGUCAGCGGUGCUGUGUUUUGGACACAAGGGGGCAGCAAAGGCGCGUAGUUGCCUUAGUUUUUAAGUUAAACUUAUUACCGUCCUGUUCUGAACUUGUGAUACAGUUAGUGCUCGAUAUUUCCAUGUAAUA